AUGGAUAGGACACAAGGCAGCACAAGGCAGCACAAGGCAGCACAAGGUAGCACAAGGCAGCACAAGGCAGCACAAGGGAGCAAGGAAGCACAAGGAAGCAAGGCAACAAGGCAACAAGGAAGCAAGGCAGCAAGGCAGCAGCAGCAAGACAGCAAGGCAGCACAAGGCAGCAAGGCAGCACAAGGCAGCAGCAAGGCAGCAUUAGGCAGCAAGGCAGCAAGGCAGCAAGACAGCAAGACAGCAAGACAGCACAAGGUAGCGAGGCAGCACAAGAAAGCACAAGGAAGAACAAACAAGACAGCAAGACAGCACAAGGAAGCACUAGGUAGCAAGGCAGCACAAGGAAGCAAAAGGCAGCAAGGCAGCAAGACAGCACAAGCAAGACAGCAAGACAGCACAAGGAAGCACAAGGUAGCAAGGCAGCACAAGGAAGCAAAAGGCAGCACGGCAGCAAGACAGCACAAGGAAGCACAAGGUAGCAAGACAGCAAGACAGCACAAGGACGCACAAGGUAGCAAGGAAGCACAAGGAAGCAAAAGGCAGCAAGGCAGCAAGGAAGCACAAGCAAGACAGCAAGACAGCACAAGGAAGCACAAGGCAGCAAGGCAGCAAGGCAGCAAAAGGCAGCAAGGAAGCACAAGCAAGACAGCAAGACAGCACAAGGAAGCACAAGGCAGCAAGGCAGCAAGACAGCAAGGCAGCACAAGGAAGCACAAGGAAGCACAAACAAGACAGCAAGACAGCAAGGCAGCACAUAAAAAGUCAGAAGAAGAAGGAAAAAGAGAGGGAGGAGAUGGGAAGGAAAGCAGAAAAGAAAGAAAUGAGAUAAGGGAAAAAGGAGCUAGCAAGGAAGCAAGCAAGCAACAAGCAAGGAAGGAAGCAAAGUGCUAA
This is a messenger RNA of Actinia tenebrosa (Australian red waratah sea anemone), 891 nucleotides long. RefSeq names its product cylicin-2-like. Lineage: Eukaryota; Metazoa; Cnidaria; Anthozoa; Actiniaria; Actiniidae. The record is from RefSeq and is a predicted model, not a curated record.